This is a messenger RNA of Sapajus apella (tufted capuchin), 3773 nucleotides long. RefSeq names its product protein geranylgeranyltransferase type I subunit beta (gene PGGT1B). The record is from RefSeq and is a predicted model, not a curated record. NCBI's taxonomy places the organism in Eukaryota, Metazoa, Chordata, Mammalia, Primates, Cebidae. Gene Ontology annotation, molecular function: CAAX-protein geranylgeranyltransferase activity. The transcript is spliced from 10 exons. The coding region runs from base 682 to 1647 and encodes 321 amino acids. Gene Ontology annotation, cellular component: CAAX-protein geranylgeranyltransferase complex. Gene Ontology annotation, biological process: protein geranylgeranylation.
GGAAGACUGUACGUCGAGGGCUGUGGAAUAUCCAGGUUCUGCCUUUUUCACUUCUCAUUUUUUCUGGCAACUCUGAGCUGCUUUUUUACUCCCUCUUCUAGAGCCUGUCACUUUGCCUCAUUACUUCCGAGUGUAAAAGGAAAAGGACAAAGUAUGUUGUAUUUUUAGAUGAAUACUCUCCUGUGCAUCCGUAUCCUCUGUAAAGUCAUUAACUCUUAAUUGAGUGUCUGUAUGGUGUUUUAUGUGGAGGAGCGGCAGAGAACCUCUAAGGUCUUAGAAACUUGCUUUAUGGGAACUAUAAUGGUAGGCAAAAGAGAUGCGGUGUUGCGUGAAGCAGCCUGUUACAGGUGUGUUGCAAUAGCUGAGGAGUGUGAUGCAGCAGAGUCUAAGCGACUUCGUUCACAGUAAAAGCUGGGGAUGAGAAGAAAGAAAGGAGAUCUUUGUUCCGCAUUGCUGUGUUUUGAAGUGAGGCUCAAAAGCUGUAUGAGACUAGAUAGGAGGAAACAGCAGAUUGUUUUUGCUGUGUUCUCUUUCCACGUUUUCUAAAUUCUGAAUUGCUGGUGUAUUUUGAACACUACAUGACUGGAUCAGUUUGGGGAGCUUUGUGGAUUACUUCUACACACUUGGUCAAGAACUAUAUUAUGGUUGACAAUUGCAUUUUUUGCACUCUCCGGGCUGGAUAUGUUGGAUUCCUUAGAUGUGGUGAACAAAGAUGAUAUAAUAGAGUGGAUUUACUCCCUGCAGGUCCUUCCCACAGAAGACAGAUCAAAUCUAAAUCGCUGUGGUUUCCGAGGCUCUUCAUACCUGGGUAUUCCAUUCAAUCCAUCAAAGACUCCUGGGACAGCUCAUCCUUAUGAUAGUGGCCACAUUGCAAUGACCUACACUGGCCUUUCAUGCUUAGUUAUUCUUGGAGACGACUUAAGCCGAGUAAAUAAAGAAGCUUGCUUAGCAGGCUUGAGAGCCCUUCAACUGGAAGAUGGGAGUUUUUGUGCAGUACCCGAAGGCAGUGAAAAUGACAUGCGAUUUGUGUACUGUGCUUCCUGUAUUUGCUAUAUGCUCAACAACUGGUCAGGCAUGGAUAUGAAAAAAGCCAUCACCUAUAUUAGAAGAAGUAUGUCCUAUGACAAUGGACUGGCACAGGGAGCUGGACUUGAAUCUCAUGGAGGAUCUACUUUUUGUGGCAUUGCCUCACUAUGUCUAAUGGGUAAACUAGAAGAAGUUUUUUCAGAAAAAGAAUUGAACAGGAUAAAGAGGUGGUGUAUAAUGAGGCAACAAAAUGGUUAUCAUGGAAGACCUAAUAAGCCUGUAGACACCUGUUACUCUUUUUGGGUGGGAGCAACUCUAAAGCUUCUAAAAAUUUUCCAAUAUACUAACUUUGAGAAAAAUAGAAAUUACAUCUUAUCAACUCAAGAUCGCCUCGUAGGAGGAUUUGCCAAGUGGCCAGACAGUCAUCCAGAUGCUUUGCAUGCAUACUUUGGGAUCUGUGGCUUGUCACUAAUGGAGGAAAGUGGAAUUUGUAAAGUUCAUCCUGCUCUGAAUGUAAGCACACGGACUUCUGAACGCCUUCUAGAUCUCCAUCAAAGCUGGAAAACCAAGGACUCUAAACAAUGCUCAGAGAAUAAACAUUCAGAAUUUGGACUGGCAUGAUGUUAUAGCUUUACUUCAAAGACUAGUGGAACUUCUACUUCCAACUGAGAUGGAGUAACAGGACUGGAUUUUCCUCCUUUCUUAAAAGAAAGAAUAAUACCUGGAUUAAGUAUAUAAACCAGUGGUUAUCAAGACAUUGAACAUAAGGCAAUGGAAAGUGAACCCUGAGAGACAGAGAAAAAAUAAGGUAAGCUCAUGAUUGCCCAACUUAGUGCCUAGAGAAUUUCUAGGCCCUAAUACAGGGAUAAGAACCCCAGAUGGAGAAGGUGAAACUAAGGGUUCUGUAGUCCAAAGUGGCUAUAGUUCACAAGGCAAAGUGUCAGGAGAAAGAUGAACAGAGAGUGUAUAUGGAUAUCUGCAAGGCAUCCUUUUUGAGUAUUCAGUGUGUGUGGGAAGAAGACUACCCAAGACCAGAGAGGAAAGAAAAGAACAUUAUGUACAGCUUACCCAGGUCCAGAAAUAGUUUCUGUUCCAACCAGACUGACUGGAAAACUUCCAAACUCAGAGAAUUGAGAACACUCCAAAUGAUCUUGCCUCAGUAGUGGCAAUAAUUAGCUAUUGACUAAAUGCUACUCUAGUUCCACCUAAUAAAUCUCAAAAAUAAGCCCCCAAACACCCAAGCUGUUUUCAGGCAAUUUAGCUACAUCCCAGAAAGAAGCUUAAAAAUAUUUGUAGAAAUAUAGAAAUAUCCAGGACUCAACAAGGUAAAACAAUGUCUGGCAUUAAGUCAAAAAUUAUCAGACAUAAAGUGUAGAAAAAUAUGACCCCAAAUGGGGAGGGAAAUUGAUCAAUAGAAACUGACCCAGAAAUGACACAGAUGGUAGUAUUAGAAGACAAGGACAUAAACAUAGUUAUUUUUCUAUAUUCCAUAUGUUAUAAAAGCUAGAAGAAAGAUUCAACAUAUUAAGUGGAGACAUGAAAAAUAUGAAAAAGACCCAAAUCAGUCUUCUAUGUGAAAACUGUUGUGUCUGAGAUUGUUUAAAUACACUGAUGGUAUUCUCAGGAUAUUAGAUAUUGCAGAAGAAAGGGUUAGUGGAACUGAAGGCAUAGCAAUAGAAACUAUGUAAAAUGAAAUGGGGAGAAAUUUUUUUGUAAGUGAAAACAACCUCAACCUACCAAGCAGUCUAGUGUACAUGUUAUUGGAGUUUCAAAAGAAUAUUUGAAAUAGCUAAACUGUUCUCAAAUUUGACUAAAAAGUGUAAGUCCACAGAUCCAAGAAUUCUACAGACUCCAUGCACAAGAAACAAAUUGCUCAAAGUCAGUAAUAAAAAGAAAAUUUUAAAAACAGCCAGAGGAAAAAUACGUUAUAUAUAGAGCAAAGUAUAAAGAUUUAUCAUCAGAAACAAUGCAAGUGAGAAAACAGUGGUAGAGCAUCUUUAAAGUACUAAAAGAAAUAAACUGUUAGCCAUGAAUUUUAUACCCAGUGAAGACAUCUUUUUAAAAGACUAUAGAAUGAAAAAGAAGAAAAAAGAGACUAUGUAACAAGUAUGGCAAAAUAUUGUUAAUAGUUCUAUCUGUGGUCUGCAUGAAUGGGCAACCAUUAUACCAUUAUCUCUGUUUGAAAACUCUGAUAACUACAAAGUUUUGAAAAGAUUAAUUUGAUUUUGUUAGACUCCAGGCUCUCAUCAUUCUCAAUUUUACCACUUUCUUGGGUUUUACACAGGACUGCUUCUCACACUUCUGUUACUUGGCUGGCCCCUGAAGGCUUUUAAGUUUAUGUAACAGCUUGAGUUUUGAACUGAUUAUAUCUAAACAUCUAUCCACACGAUGAAAGGUUAGUUUCAUUAGAAUCACCUAGUAAAUUUAUAAAACAUACAGAUUCCAAGGGCUCACCUCUGAAGCUUUUUAUUCAGAAGGCUAUGGUGAGGAUAGAAAAUUUUUUUAAGCUCCACAGGUAAUAGUGAUAGAAGCCAAGUUUAGGAAUCACCAUAUUAAAUAGUUUGUAAAGCCCCUUCUAACAUGGAGAGUCCAUGAUCUUAAGGUGACUUCAGGCUGAUAAUUAUUGUACUACGUAUAUUAUGCAUCUUAAAUGGUGGCUUGAAGCAGUGUCUUUAAGAGGCAGUUAAAUUUCUGUCAAAAGUAUUCUCUUCCUAGGAGGUUCAUCAGUAAUAGAAAGCCUGAAGAUU